UGAUCAGCUGUGUCCAAUCACAGCUGCUCACAUGUAAACACGGAAAUGGGACAUGUACACUGAUCAUCAGGGCACUGAUGAUCAGUGUGCCCUGAUGAUCAGUGUAGCCCCAGAAGUGCCACCUGUCAGUGUCCAUCAGUGCCAGCAGUCAGUGCUCAUCAGUGCCACGUGCCAGUGCCCAUCAGUGCCACAUCAAUGCCACAUAUCAGUGCCCAUCUGAGCUGCCUUUCAAUGUCACCCAUCAGUGCCAGUCAGUGCCACCUAUCAAUGCCAAUCAUCUAUCAGUGCCACCUAUCAGUGCCAGUCAGUGUCGCCUAACAGUGCCAGUCAGUGCCGCCUAACAGUGCCAGUCAGUG
Staurois parvus is the source of this 356-nucleotide messenger RNA. The record is from the annotation of a GenBank genome assembly. Lineage: Eukaryota; Metazoa; Chordata; Amphibia; Anura; Ranidae.